CUGCGCGGACCCCGGGGUUUGUUUACGUCCGGGCGGGCGCCCCAGGGCCACCCGCAGACCCCGCAGUCGCCCUACUCUUUUGUGUGCCUACACAAGCGGCGCGGACCGGCCCCACCGCGGCCGGGGACCCAGUAGGGGCGCUUUGGGGAAACUUGUGGGGGGCGGCAGACUCCCCGCGCGCGGGGUCCGGGGGUCGCGGCGCCCGGUGGGCGCGGGUGCCGGAGGAGAGCUGCAACUUUCCCCAAGCGCAGGCCCGGCUCUGCACCCGGGCGCGCGGUCUAUCCGGGCCGGGUCCGCUUGCUCCCUGCCGCCUAUCCAGGCGGCGGGUGUCCCGCUGCCGAGGGCUCCCGCGGCCCCCAGCGACUCGCCCGCUCCUCUCUGGCCGCCUUCUCCGAGGCCCUACCCUCCCAGCAGGGGCCGCGGGCGCAAUGGAGCGCUCGGCGGGUCCGCUCCGAAAUGUCUACUCGGGUCGGGUUCUCGAAAGCAAAGCCCUGGGGACCCCGUGGGACUGUGGCGUGCCGGGCCGUGGUCCGCGCGCCGAGCCCCGGAUACCGAAGGGGGAUCGCGCUGGAGGUCCCUAUCUGGCGCCCGAGCAGCCGCGGUACCCGGGGGGCGAGUUCCUGCCUGCCACCCCCCACCCAGAGGAGCGGCGGGCCCUAGGGGUCCGCCGGGGACCUGCCAGCUCCGCGCUCGCGGCUCCUGGACAGCCCCGGGACUCUACCAGGUGGAUGUUGUGCAUAGCCGGAGCCAAGUUGAAGAGGGAACUCGAUGCCACCGCAACAGUAUUGGCGAACCGGCAAGAUGAAAGCGAGCAGUCUAGAAAGCGGCUCAUCGAGCAGAGCCGGGAGUUCAAGAAGAACACUCCAGAGGAUUUGCGCAAGCAGGUAGCGCCUCUGCUGAAGAGUUUCCAAGGGGAGAUUGAUGCACUGAGUAAAAGAAGCAAAGAAGCUGAGGCAGCCUUCUUGAAUGUCUACAAAAGGUUGAUCGAUGUCCCAGAUCCCGUCCCGGCUCUGGACCUCGGGCAGCAGCUCCAGCUCAAAGUGCAGCGCCUGCAUGACAUUGAAACAGAGAACCAGAAACUUAGGGAAACUCUCGAAGAAUACAACAAGGAAUUUGCUGAAGUGAAAAAUCAAGAGGUUACGAUAAAAGCACUUAAAGAGAAAAUCCGAGAAUACGAACAGACUCUGAAGAACCAAGCCGAGACCAUAGCUCUCGAAAAGGAACAAAAGUUACAAAAUGAUUUUGCAGAAAAGGAGAGAAAGCUGCAGGAGACCCAGAUGUCUACCACCUCAAAGCUGGAAGAGGCGGAACAUAAAGUUCAGACUCUGCAAACAGCCCUGGAAAAAACUCGAACAGAAUUAUUUGACCUGAAAACCAAAUACGAUGAAGAAAUUACUGCCAAGGCCGACGAAAUUGAAAUGAUCAUGACGGACCUUGAAAGAGCAAACCAGAGGGCAGAGGUGGCUCAGAGAGAGGCGGAGACCUUGAGGGAGCAGCUCUCGUCGGCCAACCACUCUCUCCAGCUGGCCUCGCAGAUCCAGAAGGCGCCGGACGUGGAGCAGGCCAUAGAGGUGCUGACCCGCUCCAGCCUGGAAGUUGAGUUGGCCGCCAAGGAGCGGGAGAUCGCCCAGCUGGUGGAGGACGUGCAGAGACUCCAGGCCAGCCUCACCAAGCUGCGUGAGAACUCCGCCAGCCAGAUCUCCCAGCUCGAGCAGCAGCUGAGUGCCAAGAACAGCACCCUCAAACAACUGGAAGAAAAACUCAAAGGACAGGCUGACUAUGAAGAGGUGAAGAAAGAACUAAAUAUUCUGAAGUCCAUGGAGUUUGCACCGUCCGAAGGAGCUGGCACCCAGGACGCACCCAGGCCCCUGGAGGUGCUGCUGCUGGAGAAGAACCGCGCGCUGCAGUCCGAGAACGCCGCGCUGCGCAUCUCCAACAGUGACCUGAGCGGGUCAGCCAGGAGAAAAGGGAAAGACCAGCCUGAGAGUCGGCGUCCUGGACCUUUGCCGGCCUCCCCUCCUUCUCAGUUGCCCCGCAACACGGGGGAGCAGGCUUCCAAUACUAAUGGUACACACCAGUUCUCACCAGCGGGGUUAACGCAAGACUUUUUCAGCUCAUCCCUGGCAAGCCCCAGCCUACCCCUGGCUUCUACGGGAAAAUUUGCACUAAACUCUCUCCUCCAACGACAGCUAAUGCAGUCCUUCUACUCCAAGGCCAUACAGGAAGCAGGAAGCACAAGCAUGAUUUUUUCAACAGGUCCAUACAGCACAAACUCCAUAUCUUCCCAAAGCCCAUUACAACAAAGCCCAGAUGUAAAUGGCAUGGCCCCGUCUCCCAGCCAGUCAGAAAGUGCUGGGAGCGUGUCUGAGGGCGAGGAGAUGGACACUGCAGAGAUCGCCCGGCAGGUGAAAGAGCAGCUCAUCAAGCACAACAUCGGGCAGCGUAUUUUUGGACACUAUGUCUUGGGACUGUCUCAAGGGUCUGUGAGCGAGAUUCUGGCCCGGCCCAAGCCAUGGAAUAAACUGACGGUUCGCGGCAAGGAGCCCUUUCACAAGAUGAAGCAGUUCCUCUCGGACGAGCAGAACAUCCUGGCUCUUCGCAGCAUCCAAGGCAGACAGAGAGAGAAUCCAGGCCAGAGCCUGAACAGACUAUUUCAGGAAGUACCGAAACGAAGAAAUGGGUCUGAAGGUAACAUCACCACCCGGAUCCGAGCCUCAGAGACCGGGUCUGAUGAAGCAAUCAAGUCCAUCCUCGAACAAGCCAAAAGGGAGCUGCAAGUCCAGAAAACUGCAGAGCCGGCCCAGCCCUCCUCCGCGUCCAGCAGCGGGAACUCCGACGACGCCAUCCGCUCCAUCCUGCAGCAGGCCCGCCGCGAGAUGGAGGCCCAGCAGGCUGCCCUCGACCCCGCCUUAAAGCCAGCACCACUGUCCCAGACUGACAUUGCCAUCCUGACCCCCAAGUUAAUGUCCCCCUCACCCAUGUCAUCGGUGUCCAGCUACUCGCCGCUUGCCAUCUCCCUGAAGAAGCCCCCCUCGGCUCCCGAGGCCAGCGUCCCCACUCUGCCCAACCCCCCGGCCCUGAAGAAGGAAUCCCAGGACGCGCCGGGGCCGGACCUGCAGGGGGCGGCCGACGCCGCGCAGGGGGUCCUGCGGCACGUGAAGAGCGAGCUGGGCCGCAGCGGUGUGUGGAAGGACCACUGGUGGAGCGCCGUCCAGCCCGAGAGGAAGAGCAGCGCUCCUCCCGAAGACGCCAAGGCUGAGGAAGCCGGCGGCGGGAAAGACAAAGGCGGGGGCAGCCAGCCGCGGGCCGAGCGCAGCCAGCUCCAGGGCCCCUCCUCGUCCGAGUACUGGAAGGACUGGCCCAGCGCCGAGUCGCCGUACUCCCAGAGCUCGGAGCUGAGCCUGACCGGGGCCAGCCGCAGCGAGACACCCCAGAACAGCCCUCUGCCCUCCUCCCCGAUCGUGCCCCUGUCGAAGCCCACCAAGCCUUCGGUCCCCCCGCUGACCCCCGAGCAAUACGAGAUCUACAUGUACCAGGAGGUGGAUACCAUCGAGCUCACCCGGCAGGUGAAAGAGAAGCUGGCCAAGAACGGCAUUUGUCAAAGGAUCUUUGGGGAGAAGGUGCUGGGCCUGUCCCAGGGCAGUGUCAGCGACAUGCUGUCCCGGCCGAAGCCAUGGAGCAAGCUGACCCAGAAAGGCCGCGAGCCCUUCAUCCGGAUGCAGCUCUGGCUGAACGGCGAGCUGGGCCAGGGCGUCCUGCCUGUGCAAGGGCAGCAGCCAGGGCCAGUCCUCCACUCGGUGACGUCGCUACAGGACCCCCUGCAGCAGGGCUGUGUGAGCUCAGAAAGCACUCCGAAGACCUCUGCCAGCUGCAGCCCUGCGCCCGAAUCACCGAUGAGCUCUAGCGAAUCAGUGAAGAGUUUGACUGAACUGGUCCAGCAGCCCUGUCCCCCCAUUGAAACAAGUAAGGAUGGCAAACCGCCCGAACCCAGCGACCAGCCCGCUUUAGACUCUCAGCCCACCACCCCACUGCCUCUCUCCGGACACUCAGCGCUCAGCAUUCAAGAGCUGGUGGCCAUGUCUCCAGAGCUGGACACCUACGGCAUAACCAAGAGGGUCAAGGAGGUGCUGACCGACAACAACCUCGGUCAGCGUUUAUUCGGGGAGACCAUCCUAGGGCUCACCCAAGGCUCCGUCUCCGACCUCCUUGCUCGCCCAAAGCCCUGGCACAAGCUCAGUCUGAAGGGACGGGAGCCCUUUGUCCGGAUGCAGCUGUGGCUGAAUGACCCCAACAAUGUGGAGAAGCUGAUGGACAUGAAACGGAUGGAAAAGAAAGCCUACAUGAAGCGGCGGCACAGCUCGGUCAGCGACAGCCAGCCCUGCGAGCCCCCCUCCGUUGGCAUCGACUACAGCCAGGGCGCCAGCCCCCAGCCCCAGCACCAGCUGAAGAAACCGCGGGUGGUGCUGGCUCCUGAAGAGAAAGAAGCUCUGAAACGAGCAUAUCAGCAAAAGCCAUACCCGUCACCAAAAACCAUCGAGGAACUCGCCACCCAGCUCAACUUGAAAACCAGCACUGUCAUCAACUGGUUCCACAACUACAGGUCUCGGAUCCGCAGAGAACUGUUUAUUGAGGAGAUUCAGGCCGGGAGCCAGGGCCAGGCCGGGGCCAGCGACUCGCCGUCGGCCCGGAGCGGCCGGGCCGCGCCCAGCUCGGAGGGCGACAGCUGCGACGGCGUGGAGGCCGCCGAGGGCCCGGGCGCCGCGGACGCCGAGGAGUUGGGCGGCCCCGCGGCCGCCGCCAAGUCUCAGGGAAGGCCGGCCGAGGCGGCCGCGGCCCCGGAGGAGCGGGAAGAGGCGCCGCGGCCGGCGGAGAAGGCGCAGCCGCCGCCCUCGGGGACUCCGGCCCCGGACGACGCCGACGACGAGGGCCGGCCCCGGGCACCACCACCACCGCCGCCGCCGCCGCCGCCGCCGCCGCCGCCCGAGGGCCCUGCGGACGGCCCGGGGCCCGUGCCAAACCCCGCCGCCGCGCCCGCGGCCGGGGAGGACGCCGCUACCUCAGCCGCCCCGCCGGGGGAGGGCCCCUGCCGGGCCCGGGACGGCGCCGACAGGAGUUCCGCUUUGCCAAGCACCAGCGCGCCGGCGGCCGCCCGCAGGGCCAGCUCGCUGCAGAGCCUCUUCGGCCUCCCGGAGGCGGCGGGCGCCAGGGACUCGCGAGACAACCCCUUGAGGAAGAAGAAGGCCGCGAACUUGAACAGCAUAAUCCACCGCCUGGAGAAGGCCGCCAGCCGGGAGGAGCCCAUCGAAUGGGAGUUCUGAGGGGGCGCCGCCCGCCCGUCUGUCCCGCCGGGCUGGGCCGAGCCGAGCGGGGCCGAGCCUGACCGGGCCGGGCCGAGUCUGGCCGAGCUGGGCGGAGCCGGGCCGAGCUGGGCCGAAGCGGGCCGGGUAGGGGCGGGCGCCGACUCCGCGGCCUGGACCGUGUUGCGCACUUACCGCCCUGCGGGCCACAGGGCAAAAUCGCCAUAGGCCAAGGUGCAUAUAGAAAACAAAGGAGCAUUAAGCCCAAUCUAUGUCGUGUUUUCAAGGAAGAAAACGGAAAUGUGUAGUCGAGCUUUUUUGUACCCUGAAGUGUUUUUUUUAUUGCCCUAAGUGAUUUCCACAGGUUCUGGAAUAACUCUUACAGCUUUGCCUUGUGCCCUCCUCUUUCGUGUGGGCUUUAAAAAAAAAAAUCAAACCCACAUAUUAAAAGGGGGCUUUUUAUCUGCCAUCUAAUGGCUUCAGAGCGAUAAUACACUAUUAUCUUCUUAAACCAGGAAAAAAGGGGUGGGGGGGGAUUUUUCAGAAAAAUUUAAAAAGAAAGUUUUUGUAGCUGUUCAGUUGCCACUAAGAGAUUGCACAGUCAAACCGACUCUAAACACACUAGUUUGGAUUCCUAAAUAUUUUCAAGUAAAGAAUCUUCUCCUUUGAAACUUUGAAUUAAAAUAAAAACACAUUUACUCCACAUAUUUUUUAACAAAAAGAAAAGUCACAUCAGGAAAAUAUCUGAUUUUGUGGUAGCUGACGUAGUGUUUUCUUGUACGUGAAUAGAAUCCUGACAUGUAGUGCACAUUGAUCCAUAGCUUUAACUGACUCUGGGCUUUUGCUGACCAGGGUUUGUUUAAUACACUCCAUUCUAGGCCAAAUCAGGACAAAAAGAAAAGAUCCGAAUCUAGGUAUUUUAUAAUCUGCUUUUUAACCUCUAACCGCAGAGCACGCUGAUCAGACCUCAUAUCUCGGAGGUGUAGGAGACAAGUUAGAACUGUAGCAUGUACCCGUUCAUUUUGUUUAAUUUAUGGUGUCGACGUCUGUGUUAGUGCGUCUGCACACGUGCGAGCGUCUCAAGAAAGGAGGAAAGAGUUAGGCCGCGAAGGUCGCCGCAGGCAGUUCUGGGGCCAGACGGGCCCGCCAUCUCGUAGGCAGCAGUCUUUCCUUGACACAGAAGGCACCACACCUCACACCACUCUCCAGGGCGCCUGAUGGACUGAGCCCCACCAGGGGACGCUGCUCCCUGGGCCUGGGUAGGGCGCGCUCGAGCGCUCGCUCUCUCGCUCUCUCUCCCUCCUUCCUUCCCUCCCUCUCUCUUCCCACCUCAAGCACUGAUGACUGUUGACGUCGUGGGAAGCCUCCUUCCUUCCCUGCAGAAGAGAGAACGUGGCAGUCUGGGCUCGGCUCCCAACCCCGUAGAGAUGACCCAAACUCACACCAAAACGUUGAUGCUCUUCACUUCCACACCAGAUCAUUGGCCCUCCAUUCACUUUGCCUCUUGGAACGUUCUUUUAUGCACAGUUUAGGGCAGUCUAAGUACAAAUCAAAAGUCUAACUUGUCUCUGAUUCCUCCUGUCGCCUAUGUGUAUAUGCGUGAGAACAGAGGUGGAUGAGAGUGUGCAUGUGUGCGUGUGUGCAAUUUUAUACGUCUGUGUAUUUUCUUAAGUACCUGUGCACACAUAGAGUGCAUUACUGCCACCUUUUUUCAAUAAGCUGUUUUAUCAGUUAUGGCUUCUACAAGUUUGCUAAUUUAGACUCCUUUAUUGCCAUAUCUUUAAACUAACAAUAGAUGAUUUCGGUAUAUAUAUAUAUUUUUUUUUGCUUAUUUAUAGGUGCUGUAUUUUAUUAUCUGAUUGUUAGGAAGGGAUGAAAGGGGCAAAUAUUCUUUAGAGGGAUAGACUGCCGGCAGUAUUGGGUAUAAUUUACAAGAUGUAGUUGUCAUACUGUAUAUUACUGAUUGAAAACUUUUUGACCGUAUCGUGUAUCAUUGAAACCUUUGUCUUAGGUCAACAUCUUUGGAUGACAUUUUAAUGGUGCAUUCAUUGUUU
Molecule: messenger RNA, 7351 nt
Organism: Camelus dromedarius (Arabian camel)
Lineage: Eukaryota; Metazoa; Chordata; Mammalia; Artiodactyla; Camelidae
Gene: CUX1
Product: cut like homeobox 1
Exons: 24
Coding region: 429-5318 (1629 amino acids)
Biological process (GO): intra-Golgi vesicle-mediated transport; regulation of transcription by RNA polymerase II
Cellular component (GO): nucleus; Golgi membrane
Molecular function (GO): RNA polymerase II transcription regulatory region sequence-specific DNA binding; DNA-binding transcription factor activity, RNA polymerase II-specific
Source: RefSeq, a predicted model, not a curated record